This is a messenger RNA of Ichthyophthirius multifiliis, 471 nucleotides long. Its product is annotated as tRNA rRNA pseudouridine synthase, putative. Gene Ontology annotation, biological process: pseudouridine synthesis. The transcript is spliced from 3 exons. Gene Ontology annotation, molecular function: pseudouridine synthase activity; RNA binding. The record is from RefSeq and is a predicted model, not a curated record. Lineage: Eukaryota; Ciliophora; Oligohymenophorea; Hymenostomatida.
AUGGGAUAAUUUUUGUAGAUGGGCAGGCUUGAUUUUAAUUCUGAAGGUUUAAUUCUUCUUACUAAUGAUGGCGAAAUAGCUUAAUGUUUAGAAUUACCUGAAUCUAAAAUAUAUAGAUAAUACAGAGUUAGAGUAUAAGGCAAAGUAGAUGAAAAAAAAUUGAUGAAAUUAAGAUAAGGAGUAAUUAUAAAUGGUGUAUAAUAUGGGCCUUUUCAUGCUGAAAUAGAUAGAAGACAAACUACAAAUACUUGGUUAGAUAUUGGUCUUUAUACAGGUAAAAAUAGAGAAAUAAGAAAAGUUAUGUAAAAACUUGAUUUAAGAGUUAGUAGACUUAAAAGAGAAGUUUUUGGACCAUACAAAACUGGAAAAAUGUUACCUGGAUAAAUAUUUGAAACUUAUAUAACUAGUGAUCUUAAGAGAAAGUUAUAUUUACACAUGAGAAAAAAUUUGAAUUAAAAUAAGAAGACAUGA